AUGCCCGCCGUCGCCGUCAACGCCGCGUCGCACAACCAGGACUUCACGUACGUCGCCCUGGCGACGUCUCGCGGGUACGUCAUCCACAGCACGCUCGACGGCCAGCGGUACCACGGCGACGACGCGCUCGGCGGUUUAAAACUCGUCGAGAUGCUCUUCACGUCGUCGCUGUUGUGCGUCGUCGGCGACGGCGACAGCGCGCGCAUGAGCCCGAGACGGGUGAAAAUACUCGACGCGCGAUGCCGACGCGUGCUGGGGGAGAUCGCGUGCGCGAGCACGGUGCUGGCGGUGCGAUUGAACCGAGCGAGGGUGAUCGCGCGAGAGCGAACGCGGUGCACGAUAUACGAAUUGGGGACGCUGGCGAGACAACAGACGAUCGAUACGGUGGCGUGCGAACGAGGAUUGGUGGCGCUGAGCGCGGAUGCGGAGAGCUCGGUGCUGGCGUUCGCGGGAAGCGCGAGCGAGGGGAAGGUGGUGGUGCACGAUGCGUUGAAUUUGUGCGAGAUUUGCGAGGUGCGAGCGCACCGAACGCCGCUGGCGGCGUUGGCGUUGAACGCGGAUGGGACGAUGUUGGCCACGGCGAGCGUGAAAGGAACGGUGAUUCGAGUGACGGCGCUGCCGAGUGGGACGAAGAUGUGGAGUUUUCGACGAGGGGCGACGAGUUCGGUGAUACAGAGUUUGAAUUUUGGGGCGACGGCGUUUCAACCGCCGCUGUUGUGCGUUUCGAGCGAUAAAGGAACGGCGCACGUGUUCGCGAUUGAG
Ostreococcus lucimarinus CCE9901 is the source of this 762-nucleotide messenger RNA. RefSeq lists its product with no specific name. The record is from RefSeq and is a predicted model, not a curated record. The annotation marks the transcript as partial. Gene Ontology annotation, biological process: nucleophagy; protein lipidation; autophagy of mitochondrion. NCBI's taxonomy places the organism in Eukaryota, Viridiplantae, Chlorophyta, Mamiellophyceae, Mamiellales, Bathycoccaceae. Gene Ontology annotation, molecular function: protein binding; phosphatidylinositol-3-phosphate binding; phosphatidylinositol-3,5-bisphosphate binding. The transcript has a single exon. Gene Ontology annotation, cellular component: extrinsic component of membrane; cytosol; phagophore assembly site membrane.